Messenger RNA from Lynx canadensis (Canada lynx), 3831 nucleotides. It is a transcript of the gene GLYR1, whose product is annotated as glyoxylate reductase 1 homolog. Gene Ontology annotation, molecular function: NADP binding; oxidoreductase activity, acting on the CH-OH group of donors, NAD or NADP as acceptor; NAD binding. The coding region runs from base 67 to 1728 and encodes 553 amino acids. The record is from RefSeq and is a predicted model, not a curated record. Lineage: Eukaryota; Metazoa; Chordata; Mammalia; Carnivora; Felidae. The transcript is spliced from 16 exons.
AUGGGCGGCGCCGGGGCGACCUGAUGUUCCCGGCGGCCCGUGCGUCGGCGGUGGUUGGGUGGUAAGAUGGCGGCUGUGAGUCUGCGGCUCGGCGAUUUGGUGUGGGGGAAACUCGGCCGGUAUCCUCCUUGGCCAGGAAAGAUUGUUAAUCCACCCAAAGACUUGAAGAAACCGCGUGGAAAGAAAUGCUUCUUUGUGAAGUUUUUUGGAACAGAAGAUCAUGCCUGGAUCAAAGUGGAACAGCUAAAGCCAUACCAUGCGCACAAGGAGGAAAUGAUAAAGAUUAACAAGGGAAAACGGUUCCAGCAAGCUGUGGAUGCCGUUGAAGAGUUCCUCCGGAGAGCCAAAGGGAAAGACCAGACAUCGUCCCACAAUUCUGCUGAUGACAAGAAUCGGCGUAAUUCCAGUGAGGAGAGAAGUAGGCCAAACUCAGGUGAUGAGAAGCGGAAGCUUAGCCUGUCUGAAGGGAAGGUGAAGAAGAACAUGGGAGAAGGAAAGAAGAGGGUGUCUUCAGGCUCUUCAGAGAGAGGCUCCAAGUCCCCUCUGAAAAGAGCCCAAGAGCAGAGUCCCCGGAAACGGGGUCGGCCCCCAAAGGAUGAGAAGGAUCUCACCAUCCCUGAGUCUAGUACCGUGAAGGGGGUGAUGGCUGGACCGAUGGCCGCGUUUAAAUGGCAGCCAACUGUGAGCGAGCCUGUGAAAGAUGCAGACCCUCAUUUCCAUCAUUUCCUGCUCAGCCAAACUGAGAAGCCAGCUGUCUGUUACCAAGCAAUCACAAAGAAGUUGAAAAUAUGUGAAGAGGAAACCGGGUCCACCUCCAUCCAGGCAGCAGACAGCACAGCCGUGAAUGGCAGCAUCACACCCACAGACAAAAAGAUAGGAUUUUUGGGCCUUGGCCUCAUGGGAAGUGGCAUCGUCUCCAACUUGCUAAAAAUGGGUCACACAGUAACCGUCUGGAACCGGACUGCAGAGAAAUGUGAUUUGUUCAUCCAGGAGGGGGCCCGCCUAGGAAGAACCCCCGCUGAAGUCGUUUCAACUUGUGACAUCACCUUCGCCUGCGUGUCAGACCCCAAGGCAGCCAAGGACCUGGUGCUGGGCCCCAGUGGUGUACUGCAAGGGAUCCGCCCUGGGAAGUGCUAUGUGGACAUGUCAACAGUGGAUGCUGACACAGUCACUGAGCUGGCCCAGGUGAUUGUGUCCAGGGGGGGCCGCUUUCUGGAAGCCCCGGUCUCAGGGAAUCAGCAGCUGUCUAAUGACGGGAUGUUGGUGAUCUUAGCAGCAGGAGACAGGGGCUUGUAUGAGGACUGCAGCAGCUGCUUCCAGGCAAUGGGGAAGACCUCCUUCUUUCUAGGUGAGGUUGGCAACGCAGCCAAGAUGAUGCUGAUCGUGAACAUGGUCCAGGGAAGCUUCAUGGCCACCAUCGCUGAGGGCUUGACCCUGGCCCAAGUGACAGGCCAGUCCCAGCAGACACUCUUGGACAUCCUCAAUCAGGGACAGUUGGCCAGCAUCUUCCUGGACCAGAAGUGCCAAAAUAUCCUGCAAGGAAACUUUAAGCCUGAUUUCUACCUGAAGUACAUCCAGAAGGAUCUCCGCUUAGCCAUUGCCCUGGGUGAUGCGGUCAACCAUCCUACUCCUAUGGCAGCUGCAGCCAACGAGGUGUACAAAAGAGCCAAGGCACUGGACCAGUCUGACAACGACAUGUCUGCCGUGUACCGAGCCUAUAUACACUAAGCCCUCGAUACCCCAUCCCUGCCCCCCAAGUCUUCCCUCUGGCCCCUCCUCCUCACAUGGGGUUGGGGUCCUGGGACUUAGCUCUGGACCAGUCCACCUGUCUCCAUCUCCUUUUCUACAGACUUUGAGACUUGCCAUCAGCACAGCACACAGCGUCACCCCUCCCCUGGAGGUCCUGGGGAGGGGAGGGGUGUCAGCAGGAUUGGCCUUUGGGAAAGCUCUUGAGCUGGGCACUGGCCCCGGACUAGGUGGCUGUGUGUUCACACACACACACACACACACACACACACACACACCCUACACACCACACACUGGCUCUCGCCCCAGGAUAGAAGCUGCCCAGAAACUGCUGCCUGGCUUUUUUUUCCUCCUGAGCUUGUCUUAUCUCAGACCCUUUCCAGUAGAGGAACUAGAAUCAGCAGUGAGAACUGGAAGCCUUCCCACUGCUGCCGUCCCUCAGAGCAAAGAGGCUGUGGUUACGUCCACGUCCCCCCACUGGAUCCCCCAUGUGAGAGAGAGGCUCUGGGUCAAGAUGAGCCAGCACCGACUCCAAACAGAGGGUCCCCCAUGGGCCCUCCAACCUCAGGUGACCAGCUGAUGAGGAUUGUCAUAUUUAAGCUACCAAUGUGCAACCAACUCUCCGUAAAUGCCUUUGUGAACUGAAAAGAGAUGGGCAAAGUUGAGCGAACACAGGGCUCUGGCUCUCCAGGGAGAGCAGCAAAUCGCCAGCACGUUAGGUGAGCCUCACAGAAGCCUGCUCUCCUCGCCGCUCUUGAGCACCUGUCCCAGAAGUCACCAUCACUGCAGAGCCCUGGGCUGGGAUCAGACUUCCUCACUUUGGUGUAGGGGGAGCUCACUCCUCACCAGGCUCUUAGUAUUUGGAUUUGCAUUCCAGCCCUUGGGAAGGGGAUCCUGAGGGCCACCAGGGAGGAGCAAAGAGGGAGGAGAGUGGGGUUCCUUCCUGUUUCCGUUAUGCUGCAGACUCCACCUGGAGCCACUCUGACUGGGUCCCCUCACAGCAGUCCCAUCCUCUCCAACCUGCUCCUGCACAUGUUCCCCACCUGCCUACCUUUUCAUUCUCCCUUCCUCCUCUUCUUCCCAUGGAGACAGUGUUUCUGUCCCUUCUUUGGCCCAAACCCAGCCUGACCAACGAUGGCCAUUUCUUAGGCUCAGCUCUUGAAACAGGAUCGAGUGUCUUCACUUCAGCCAGAAGCAUAGCCUUCAAUGCUUCCAGGGCCCCAGGGCCUUUUGGGAGGGAAGAGAACUGAACCUGACCCAACCUGAACUAACUGACCCGAAGAGGUAGAUCUAAGACAUCUUUGAGACCCUAACAUUUCUCCUUGGAUAGGGGACCAGAGGGACUUACGAUGUGGUGUAAAAACAAGGAGAAGUCACCCAAAGGAUGUCCAUGUUCUCUCCCUCUAUAUGGGUUGAAUUUUCCAAAGUUAUACUUUGCAGGUCAGCAUUUCUAGUGAAUAUAUAUAAUGAGCAGACCACACUGGUGUGGGCCCCUCCCCCUCACAAAUUUGGCCCUUUUCCACUGAUAGAACCCAGGCUAGGGGAUCUCAGAAGACACAGGGGGGAGGGCAGGGAAGAUGCCUGCGGGUUUUUGGCAUAAUUUCACUGGGAUUUGGAAUUCUUUUCUGUCUGAACACAAAGCCUGUUCUAGUCCUAGCCGGACACUCGGGGUUGGGGGUGGGAGGGUGGGGGUGGGGGAAGAUGCUGUAAUGAAACUGGUUAGUCAAUGUUGUCUUAAUAUUGUUGACAAUUCUGUAAAGUUUCUUUUUAUGACUAUUUCUGUUUAAGCUAUUUCACCUUUGUUUUGAAAUCCUUCCCUUUUAGAAGAAAAUGUGACACUUGUGAAAAAGCUUGUAAGAAAGCCCCUCUUCCACCAUCCCUUUUUUUUCCCUUUAAACCUACUCUAAAUGACAAAUCUUCUAGGUAAUUAAGGUUGUGAAUUUUUAUUUUUGCUUUGUUUUUAAUGAGCAUUUGUCUUUCAGAAUAGGAUUGUGUGAUGUUUAAAUGGCAAAAACAAAACAUGAUUUUGUGCAAUUAACAAAAAAAGCUACUGCAAGCAAAAUAAAACGUUUCUUGGUAACACAA